Molecule: messenger RNA, 3966 nt
Organism: Topomyia yanbarensis
Lineage: Eukaryota; Metazoa; Arthropoda; Insecta; Diptera; Culicidae
Product: lachesin-like
Exons: 11
Coding region: 1888-3360 (490 amino acids)
Biological process (GO): synapse organization; homophilic cell-cell adhesion
Cellular component (GO): axon; neuronal cell body; plasma membrane
Molecular function (GO): axon guidance receptor activity; protein binding
Source: RefSeq, a predicted model, not a curated record
GGACGUGUUUCGGAUUAGAGCUCUCGCGGUAAUGUUUCUGACUGGCAUUAAAUUUGGAUAUUGUCUCUGACUCUGAAGGAGAUAGCGCCUGGUGUGUGUGUGGCCCAAGUGGUCAGUGUCAGUGGAAAUUAAUACCGGCGAGGAUUGUCCCUGGUAAUACUACCGGAUCAGCUUGCAUUUCUGGGAUUCGAGUUUGGAGCGUUUUGUCUAGGCGGAUUUUGGUACUGAGUACGAGAGCCGUUGGCUUUGUGACUAGUGGUGAUAGUUGGAAUGUUUCACUUUUUUUGUCGUUGAAGAAAUUCAACCGUGCUAACAAAGCGACACAGUGCAGUGAAUUACGUUGGGUAGGAAAAGGGCGAAAAAAAGAGACCAGUGCAUGAAAGUUUUACUCAAAUAUGAAGUAUUAAUCCCAGUCGGCGAUGAUUUUUGGCCCUGAAUGGCAGGAAGCUGCGUUGGAAUUUUUGCUCUAAUUGAAAAGUUCGGUGAAGCACGGAUUCGGAAGAGCUGUUCGUGUGUAUUCUUGUGUCGGCGAGGGAAAAUUUAAAUUAAAAAAGGAUUAAAACAGUGCACUGGUGCGGAAAAUUUGGUGUGCAUACAUAAACCGAUUCUGGUAGCGGUGAUGCGGAACCAAAGCGGAGGCAAAGUGUUAAUCCAUUUAAACUGCUGAUAAAGAUGGCGAAAAUUGUGCCAAAUUAUUUCCCAUCCGGCCGAGUGACACUGGCUCUGACUUAUCCGAGCAGGAACUGCUGCUGCUGAAGACUACAACGGAGCCGAAAUUGCGCGCAGCGCAAAACCAUCGCCGGCACUCGUCUGUACACACACCCACACCCACGGACACACAAGGAGGAUAAAAUUCAAUGAAGCUGUAAUCACAUCUUGAAGCGGUAGAAAAAAAGGAAAAAUCCGACCGCCCGUGAGUGGAAGUUAAGCGAGCGGGAAAAUUGCGAUAACACAGUUUGGCACAGUCGGGGCAUUUUCUACGUGGGUUUUUUUCUCGCAUUCGCUGUUCGAGCACCCAGCGUCAGCGAGUGGAAGUAUGUUGGAAAGUACAUACCGAAAAUACGAUUAAUUUUACGGAUGGUAACAGACUCGGGGAAAAAACUUUUCCGCUCACCGAUCCGGUGCGCUGUUCUUGCUUGCCAUUGCGAAUUGAUGAGGUCCUCCGGUGGGCAAGGAGAGAAGUGAACGAUACAGCUGGAGAAAUUGCACAGAAAAUCGCUGUUCUAAAAUAGUGAAAAAUAAUUUAUUGGCGAACGAGUGAAUAACAGCAGCAGCAGCGCGGCGGCAGCAGUGGUAAUUCGAAACAAUUUUUACAAAACAGGAAUCCUGUCCGGAAAACGGGUUGAGAAAGAAGAAAAAAAAAUAGGAAAACAACAGAAGAAAUAAUAAUAACAAUAAAGAAGUUAGCCUGCGGUAAGUCUGUGUGAGUGUUUGUUUGAAUUGUGAAGUGAGCCCCGUGUGAUUCAUAGCUACUACCAGCAGGAAGAAGCGCUUUCCCAAGAGAGCAACAGUAAACAGUGCAAACGGCAAGGAAUUGUCGUGUGAUUUUGGCCCCCAGCCAACCAGCUAGUGAAAAGAAGCUGCCUGCCCGGUGUUUGUCUAGCGUACGUGUGCGGUCUGCAUCAGUAGAAGUAGAUGGGUGGUGGUUAGUGGGGUAUCACAGUACCGAAGCACAGUAACCACACAAUAGUUCAAAAUAACAUUACCUACAUACCACGGAGCAAACCGACAGAACUGAAGUUAGCAGUUGAAUAUCUUGGCUGCUGGAAUUUGUGGAUGCUGAUUGGGGCAGCAUCAGCAGCGUACGGAGACUCCAAAUAAUUCUGAGCCCCUCCCCGACCCAGUCGGAACGGAACGGAACCAACGGCACACGAAAGGUGGAAAAUAAUGGCCGGAUAUGUGUGUCAUAUUUUACUAUUUUUUCUCUUCGCCCAGGAAACGGCUUACGGCACAUCGUUCGGCAACUCUCUGUCCGAUUCGCUGUCCGAUCCAGACUUUAUCGACAGCCCACCGAUGAUUCAGCCCAAGUUCACCUCCCGCUCGCAGUCGCUACGAGCGGUCAUAGGCGAUACCAUCACGCUGCCGUGCGACGUGGAAAAUCUGGGUAACAACAUCCUGCUGUGGCGCCGAGGCAGUGCCGUCGUGACGGCAGCCAACCUAAUCAUCACCCGAGAUUUGCGCUUCAAACUGCUGAAAGGCUACACGCUGCAAAUCAAGAACGUCCGACCGCAGGAUGCCGGUGACUACAGCUGCCAGGUCGGAGACCACGAUAACCGGGAUCUGGUGCAUACGGUGGAAAUUCUAGUUCCACCGUCCGUACGGUCCAAUCCGGAAACGGGACACGUGACGGUUCGGAAGGGUGGCACGGCGACGCUGGAGUGCAAGGCCAGCGGGAAUCCGGUACCCAGCAUCAGCUGGUCCAGAAAGGAUUCAUUGCACGGCUCGCCCCAUCUGGCGGAGGGACCGACGCUGAUGCUGGAGAAUGUCAACCGACAGGACAGUGGGACCUACCGUUGCUAUGCGGACAAUGGCAUCCGGGAGCCCGUGUUUGUCGACAUGCAACUCAUCGUGCUGUCACCCCCGGAGAUCACGGUUGAGAAGACUUGGGUUCACGCCGGAGAAGGCUACGAGACACAGCUGGUUUGCACCGUUCACGGAGAUUCAACACCGGAGCUCUCGCACUUGCAUCACUUGCAGAUGAUGUGGUACCAGGACUCAUUCCUACUGCACCCGAACGACCGCCGAACGAUGGACACCCGCGGGGACAAGCACUACCUAACGAUACGAAAUGUGCGCCCAUCUGAUUUUGGCAAUUACAGCUGCGUGGCGGAAAAUUCGCUCGGACGUGCCAAAAAGUACAUCGAAGUCUCGGGCCGGCCAGGUCCGGCCCAGUUCCACUCACCGAUGUACAGCCGCUAUCGGGAGAUUUACAACCUAACCUGGAGCGUGGAAUCGUUUCCAUCGAUCGAGGAAAUUCGAUUGCUGUACCGGAAGUUGAUGAUGAACGAGUCUUAUCAGCAUCCGGGCAGAUGGCACGACGUCAUCCUGAACCCACCGUCAACCCGGGCCGAGUCCUAUCGGCACAUCAUGACGUACACCAUCCGGGGUCUGGAUCCGAACUCGGUGUACGAGACGAUCGUGCAGGCGAAAAAUCGAUACGGAUGGAAUGAGGUCAGCGAUAUUUUCCAGUUCUACACGCUCAGCACCGACAUGCCGGAGGAGGAUGUCGAACAGACACUGGGCUCGACCGCCUUCGGUAAUCCCUUCAGCUGGGCCAGCAGCGUUCAGCCUAGCUUGAACCUAAAUUGGAUUCUACUGCUUGCGGCGGUACUCUCGAUGAAAGUGUUCGGUUGUUUGUAAAUCGUUUCUGGUGCCGGUCGGUUGGCUUUUGGUUACCGUUUAUAUAGUCCUAGUUAUAGUUUACUCAUUUCGAACCUCGCUGGCGGUUUGAUUGCGCACCGCUAAGCUGAAGCUUAGUGCAACAACCCAUAUACCACACACACAUCCAAGCUUAUUUUUUCGUUUCCAUAGUGAUCUUAGUCGUGUAAGAAUGGUUAAAAUAAAAACAUGAGAAAUCACAGAUUAGUGUAAAGAUAUAACUGAAGACUUGAUUCGAGAAAAAAAAACAACAACAAAAAAAAUAAAGAAAAUCAUAAAACAAUGUGUGAAUCAAAAUAUUAGACGGUGUAUUUUCUUUUGUAUAUUAAACAAACACGAACUUUCCUAGGCUGAACAUUACAAAACUAUUUUAAAAGAUAUUCAUCUAGCGUAGUAUGGUAGAAUGUAGAAUCGAAAAUCUAUUGCUGACAAAAUGCAACUAACAAAUAAGUGUAAUUUACUAUUAAGUGAAUGUAUUGUAGAGCGUAAUGGUAAAUCUGAAAAUUAAUUAAUUGAUCCGUUGUGAAUACUGAACAUAAACAAUCCAAAGACAGAAGAUGAUUUUUUUUAAUAAACAUAUUUUUAAUA